CCAUUUGCAACGGGCUAUCUCGGCACAACAAGUUUUCCGAGAAAAGAAAGAGAGCAUGGUUAUCCCAGUUCCCGAAGCAGAGAGCAAUGUCAACUAUUACAAUCGUUUGUAUAAAGGAGAGUUUAAGCAACCAAAGCAGUUCAUUCACAUUCAACCCUUUAAUCUGGACAAUGAACAGCCAGAUUAUGAUAUGGACUCUGAGGAUGAAACCCUGUUGAACAGACUAAAUCGGAAGAUGGAAAUCAAGCCGUUACAGUUCGAAAUAAUGGUUGACAGGCUUGAAAAAGCCAGUUCUAGUCAGCUUGUAACACUUCAAGAAGCUAAAUUGCUGCUAAACGAAGAUGAUUACCUUAUUAAGGCUGUAUACGACUACUGGGUAAGAAAGCGUAAGAAUUGCAGAGGACCAUCUCUCAUCCCCCAAAUCAAACAAGAGAAGAGGGAUGGCUCUACUAACAACGACCCUUAUGUCGCCUUUCGGAGGAGAACUGAGAAGAUGCAAACAAGAAAGAAUCGAAAGAAUGAUGAAGCUUCUUAUGAGAAGAUGUUGAAAUUAAGAAGAGAAUUUAGCAGAGCCAUAACAAUUUUGGAGAUGAUCAAGAGAAGAGAGAAAACAAAGCGCGAGCUGUUGCAUUUAACAUUAGAAGUUGUAGAGAAGAGGUAUCAUCUGGGUGAUUAUGGAGGUGAAAUCCUCAACGAAGUGAAACUUAAUAGACCUGAAAAAGAGAUGAGCACAACUCCAUCCACUCUUCAUAAUGGAAACCAUCACAAGGUUCAAGAAUGUAAAGUUAAGCAUCCUCAUCAUUCAUCUCUAAAGGAGGAGGUGUCGGAUGUUGUACGCCAAAAGAAGAAAUACCUAAAGAAACCUAAAUUAGAGUGUGUGGUAACUGCUCAACAGCCUUCUACUGAGCCCUUGCCUGCUGUCAAUAAGAGCGAUAUUAAACAGUAUGACUUCCACAGUUCAGACGAAGAUGAGUUCCCACAGGUACCCUCACCAGUAUCAGAAGCAGAAGAAGAAAAUGAUCCUGAUGGACCUUGUGCUUUCAGGAGAAGAGCAGGAUGCCAGUAUUAUGCUCCUCGUUUGGACCAAGCUAACUCUUCAUAUGAAAAUUCAGAAUUGGCAGACUUGGACAAGCUGAGGUUCAGGCAUUGCCUUACAACCCUUACAAUUCCAAGGAGAUGUAUAGGAUUUGCAAGAAGACGGGUUGGCAGGGGUGGAAGGGUUUUAAUGGACCGAAUAUCUACAGAGCAUGAUCCUGUCUUGAGGCAGAUUGACCCGGAAAUGCUGAGUGGUUCUUCAAGCUCUUCCCAGACUUUAGACUUUUCUUCUAAUUUUUCACGGACCAAUACUUCCAAUAAACAUUGUGAAAGCAGACUGUCCCUUUCUGAAAUACUAAGCAAUAUCAGAUCAUGUCGACUGCAGUGUUUUCAGCCAAGGCUACUAAAUCUCCAGGACAGUGAUAGUGAAGAAUGUACCUCAAGGAAACCAGGGCAGACUGUGAAUAAUAAAAGAGUUUCUGCAGCAUCUGUAGCUUUAUUGAACACCAGCAAGAAUGGCAUAUCAGUGACGGGGGGUAUCACGGAGGAGCAGUUUCAGACGCAUCAACAGCAGUUAGUUCAAAUGCAGAGGCAGCAGCUGGCUCAGCUGCAGCAGAAGCAGCAAUCGCAGCAUUCCUCGCAACAGGCGCAUCCAAAAGCACAGGGCUCCAGCUCCUCCGACUGCCUGUCCAAAACGCUGGACUCGGCCAGCGCCCACUUCGCCGCGUUUCAAAAAUCAUGUGUUUUAUCCUUAUCGAUAGCCACAGCUUCCAGAACCUCCAGAACUUUGUACUCCACCAACAUGGCUUUAUCAUCCAGCCCAGGGAUUUCAGCUGUGCAGCUUGUAAGGACAGUCGGCCACACCACCACAAACCACUUGAUCCCCGCGUUGUGCACAAGCAGCCCGCAGCCGCUGCCCAUGAACAAUUCCUGCCUGAGCAACGCCGUGCAUCUCAACAACGUGAGCGUGGUGUCUCCAGUCAAUGUGCAUAUCAAUACAAGGACUUCAGCACCGUCGCCAACAGCCUUAAAACUCGCCACAGUUGCUGCCAGUAUGGACAGAGUGCCAAAGGUGACUCCGAGCAGUGCCAUCAGCAGUAUAGCAAGAGAGAACCAUGAACCAGAACGACUGGGUUUAAAUGGCAUAGCAGAGACAACAGUAGCAAUGGAAGUGACAUAACCUCAAACCAGUGUCUCAACCUGUGCUAACGGUGUAGUCAUUUAUAUUCCAACUGAAUGCAAAAUACAGCACUCUGUGGAUCACAGAGAACUAAAAUGGACCUAAAUGGACUAUCAUUAUAUCGUAUAUUAAGUCGAUAUAUAAUGUAAAUUUUGUAAAAUUGGGAAAAUCACUACCUUGUAAAAUAGUUUAUUUGUAUCAUCAAUAUUAUUUCUGUUACUUGAAUAGUAGAUAUUCAUCAUCAUGCUUUUGCACUUGAAUUUGCAACUGAAUGGAUUAAAAAAAUAAUUCUUUAAUGGGAUCAUGAGCAUGAAAUGGGAUCCUGCAUCACUUGUUUUAACUAUUUAUUUUGCCAUGUUUACAUUUUGUAUCUUGUACAAAUAAAUCCAACUUUGUGUCUAAAAAAAAAGUUAAAGAUUCAUAGCUAGGAAACAAAAUUCUUGUAAUUUUUUUCUAAAGGAAAUGUAAAGUUUUCACUUGGUUCAUUUUGUUUCACAAUUUGACUAGAUGGACUUUUUGGUAAAUACUUUAGUGGCAUUUCACUGUCAAAUAUGAAGUUCAAGGCAAAAUAGUAUUUUCUAUUACUGUGCAGGGGAAAGGGAUGGAUCGAUACAUGCAAAUUUAAUGUAGUAACUCACUUUUCCAUAUAUUUUGAAUGUAUAUUUCUAUUUAUAAUACCAGUUUAUAAAAAAUAAUUACACAGGAAAAAAAAACUGUCUAGGAAAAUUAUGCAUCUAGCACAUAUUAAAUUGUGCAGAUAUGAGAAAAUUUUCAACUGAUUACAUUUUAUCCGGAGACUGCAUAUUUUAACCGGCUUUAAAACUGUAACACACCACAUAAAGGAUAUUUUACCAGGUAUGUAUUGCAUUAUAUAUCAUUGCAAUAAUUAUUGGAUGUCUAGAUAUCGAGCCAUCCCAGGUGGUGGGGGGGAGGGAGGGUUGUGGCAAGAUUGUCUUUUCGAUUUUGGAGAGUUUUCCUGUGGCUACAAGGCAAGUAACGGGUUGGAAAAAGUCUGACUGUAAGCGUUGGACACCUUCGUAGUGUAGUGUUUUAGUGACUUUUUUUAUACGGUUCUUGUAAAUUAGAUACGUGUAGUGGUGUUUCAGAAUGUUUGUUUAUGCACUAGUUCAGACAACUUUCCCUGUUACUUGUUCUUGAUAAGUGAAAACUGCAGGGAAAUAAAAAUACAUAUCAA
Molecule: messenger RNA, 3410 nt
Organism: Tinamus guttatus (white-throated tinamou)
Lineage: Eukaryota; Metazoa; Chordata; Aves; Tinamiformes; Tinamidae
Source: RefSeq, a predicted model, not a curated record